Messenger RNA from Dentiscutata erythropus, 259 nucleotides. NCBI's taxonomy places the organism in Eukaryota, Fungi, Glomeromycota, Glomeromycetes, Diversisporales, Gigasporaceae. The record is from the annotation of a GenBank genome assembly.
AUGUUAGAAAGCCAAAGAAAGCAGUUUAGGGAAAUACUUGAAAAGGAAUUCGAUAAGCGCGGACAAUUUAAGUUCGCUCUAUGUUCUCUUACCAAAUUUCUUAUAGAUAAUAAACCUGGAAAUGAAAAACAGGGAAAAAAGAAUUCACGAACUGACUGGCUUAGAAAUACGCAAAUUAUAGUUUAUAAUAGAAAUAAAAUAGAUGAUUACUUAAGCAGUGCUUUCGAACAGAUCCUAUACCAAGUGGAGGAGAGAGGAG